AUGGAGUGUGGAAUGCCUACUGGCUUCUUUGCUGAUUCUGGCCAGCGGUCAGGAAAUACCACUAAGGUCAGCUAUGCCUCAUCCAGUCGCCUCCUGAGCAAUAAGAACCAGUUCAAGUCCUUCCUCCGCACGAUCCCCAAUGACGAGCAUCAGGCCACGGCGAUGGCGGACAUCAUCGAGUACUUCCGUUGGAACUGGGUGGGAACAAUUGCAGCCGACGAUGACUAUGGCCGGCCAGGGAUUGAAAAGUUUCGGGAGGAGGCGGAGGAGAGAGACAUCUGCAUUGAUUUCAGCGAGCUCAUCUCCCAGUACUCGGACGAAGAGGAGAUCCAGCAGGUUGUGGAGGUUAUCCAGAACUCCACGGCAAGGGUGAUCGUUGUUUUCUCCAGCGGCCCAGACCUGGAGCCCCUCAUCAAAGAGAUCGUCAGGCGAAACAUCACUGGCAAGAUCUGGCUGGCAAGCGAGGCCUGGGCCAGCUCUUCCCUGAUAGCCAUGCCGGAGUUCUUCCGCGUCAUUGGCAGCACCAUUGGGUUCGCGCUGAAGGCAGGACAGAUCCCGGGCUUUCGUGAGUUCCUGCAGAAGGUGCAUCCCAAGAAGUCCAACAACAACGGCUUUGCCAAGGAGUUUUGGGAGGAGACGUUUAACUGCUAUCUCCCCGAUGGGUCCAAAAAUUCUCCGGCUUCAACUUCUUUCCACAAGGGCCAUGAAGAUGGACUGGGAGCUGGAAACGGAACGGCUGCCUUCCGACCUCCGUGCACGGGGGAUGAGAACAUCACCAGCGUGGAGACACCGUACAUGGACUACACGCACUUGCGGAUAUCCUAUAACGUGUAUCUGGCAGUAUAUUCCAUCGCCCACGCCUUGCAGGAUAUAUACACCUGUACUCCUGGGAAAGGACUCUUCACGAACGGAUCCUGCGCCGACAUUAAGAAGGUUGAGGCAUGGCAG
Messenger RNA from Tauraco erythrolophus (red-crested turaco), 948 nucleotides. NCBI's taxonomy places the organism in Eukaryota, Metazoa, Chordata, Aves, Musophagiformes, Musophagidae. The record is from RefSeq and is a predicted model, not a curated record.